Molecule: messenger RNA, 2072 nt
Organism: Coffea arabica (coffee)
Lineage: Eukaryota; Viridiplantae; Streptophyta; Magnoliopsida; Gentianales; Rubiaceae
Source: RefSeq, a predicted model, not a curated record
UACUCAAAGAACAGCAAAUACCAGGCCAAUUUGAACACCCUUCUUUCAUCCCUUUCUACUAAUGUCAGUCCCUAUGGAUUCUACAAUUCCUCGGUCGGCGAAGAUCCUGACAGAACAUAUGCACUUGUGCUCUGCAGAGGAGAUGCUAGUUUCCAAGAUUGUGAAACCUGUGUUAAUGAUUCUGCUAAUAUGAUCCUACAAUUGUGUCCCAAUCAAAAGGAGGCAAUUGGAUGGUAUACUAUUUGCAUGAUAAGGUACUCAAACAAGAACUUUUUUGGUAACAUGAGUACUAGACCGAAUUUCAAUCUUCAGAGCUCAGUGGUUCCUCCAAACCUGAGUAUAUUCAAUCAGGACCUGAGUAAUUUGACAAACAGCCUUAGAGAUCAAACGGUUGGAGGUUUUUCACUCAAGUUUGCUGCAGGGACAAGAAAGAGUGAUAGCAAUAUCACCAUCUAUGCAUUGAUGCAAUGCACACCUGACAUAGAUGGUGGAGAUUGCAAUCUUUGCCUUGGAUGGGCUUUACAGGUUCUGUCACAAUGCUGUUAUGGUACAGAGGGGGCCAGGGUCGUUGGGCCAAGCUGUAGUUUUUGGUAUGAGGUAUUCCCCUUCUACAAUGAACGGGUGAUUCUUUCACCUAGUACCAUCUCCACCCAAACCAGCACAAAAGGAAAGCAUGGCAACAGCACAACCCUUAUUAUCAUUGGUGUUGUAGGUGGAAUAGCUCUGGGACUACUCAGUUUUUGCAUUUUCUCCUUCAGAAGAAAAUGGCGAAACAGAAGGAAAGGAGAGAAAUUUCAGGGUUUGGAAGAAGGUGACGGGGUAAAAGCAAUGCAGUAUGAUUUUGGCAUAAUUAGUGCAGCAACAAAUAACUUUUCAAGUACUAACUUGCUGGGGAAAGGAGGAUUUGGUGCUGUUUACAAGGGUACUCUCUCGGAUGGAAAGGAGAUUGCUGUAAAAAGGCUGUCCAAGGGAUCAGGACAAGGUGACCAAGAAUUCAGGAAUGAGGUCUUGUUAGUGGCAAAGCUCCAACACAAAAGUUUAGUUAGAUUGUUGGGUUUCAGCCUGAAAUAUGAAGAAAGACUGCUGGUCUAUGAAUUCAUGUCAAAUGGGAGCCUUGACAAAUUCCUCUUUGAUUCAGCAAAGAGGUCAUUGUUGGAUUGGGAACAACGCCACAAAAUCAUAGAGAGUGUUGCUAAGGGACUUCUUUAUCUCCAUGAAGAUUCACGACUAAAGAUUAUUCAUCGUGACCUAAAAGCCAGUAAUAUUCUCUUGGAUGAAGACAUGAAUGCCAAAAUUUCAGAUUUUGGAAUGGCCAAGUUGUUCCAGCUCCAUGAGAGUGUAGCCGAAACCAAUAGAGUUGUGGGGACCUAUGGGUAUAUGGCACCGGAGUAUGCACUGCAAGGCAUAUGUUCAGACAAGGCAGAUGUCUUCAGCUAUGGAGUGCUGGUUUUGGAAAUCAUAAGUGGUCAAAAGAACCGUUAUGUCCAACAAGGCCAGAAUGUGGAGGACCUUCUCAGCAUUGUUUGGAAAAACUGGAUUAAAGGAACAGCUUCAAAUAUAAUAGAUUCAACUCUCAAGGCUGGCUCAGCUCCGAUAGAAGCUAUAGUGAGGUGCAUACACAUUGGCUUGUUGUGUGUUCAAGAUGGUGUAGCUAGUAGACCAACCAUGGCUUCAGUUGUAUUCAUGCUCCAUAGCUUAUCUACUAGUCUGCCAAUGCCUUCUGAGCCUGCAUAUUUUUCACGUAGCACCAGCAUUGCUUCAAACAAUCAGCCUCAGCAGGCUCUUGAAGAUUCGAAAGCAAAAAGAUCAGGUCAAAUUCAACCUGCAGGAGGAGCUGCUACUAACUAUUCCUUAAAUGAAGCAUCAAUAAGUGAGUUUGAUCCUCGAUGAUAUUAUAUUAGAGGAUGGAAUCUGCAAACGGCUGCAUUAGAGCUUAGGAUAUUGUUCUGGUGUAUUUGGUAGUACAUGUUUUUUUGUUUUUUCAUUAGGACAGAAGUAGUUUGAUAGAAGGCUCAAACAAAAAGAAAAAAAUCCAUGUACAAACCAUCUAACAAUGCAUUUAUUUCCACAUA